AAAUAGAUAUUGUUACUGUGUAGUAAACUUUGUGUAGAUACGUAGCUAUUAGAGCAUAGUGCUGGUUUGUUUGUUAUCCACGGACACAUGCUUUCAAUGUGCUGCUGGUUAUAACCCGAGUAUAGCCUCCUAGGCCCACGAUGGGUAGCCUACUUUGUCUUUUGUUCAUCUUGUGUGUGUGUGUGUGUGUGUGUGUGUGUGUGUGUGUGUGUGUGUGUGUGUGUGUGUGUGUGUGUGUGUGUGUGUGUGUGUGUGUGUGUGUGUGUGUGUGUGUGUGUGUGUGUGUGUGUGUGUGUGUGUGAAGAGGGGAUCUUUUGGAAAACAAAAGGUGAGUCUCGGGUGAAACGGUGCGGAUGGAUAAAGCAAAGACAACACAAUGAUGACACUUUUGUUCAUUUAUCAGAGGGGUUGUACAGAAUACCAACCGUAGGCUAUUCGUUUUUUUUUGUAUUCUUCAUACGUUUAAGAUAUUUGUAUACAUAUCUAAACCUAUUUGUUAUGCACAUGAAUAAUGAUGUGAUACAUUGUAAUUGUAACAUAAAUGAUCACACAUGGCAUAAAGAUGUAGGUAUGCCCCCCCCGCGCCCUUUAUGUAUUAUUUAUUCUUCCAUGGCAUGAUAAUGUCCUGUCUUCAUAAUAAUUACUGAAUUAGUUAAGAUAUUAGAUAGGGCUCAAAAGGUCAAAAAAGAGGUGCUCAGAAUACCGAGCUCACUGGGCACCGGUCUGUCUAGUUUACCUUAUAUUCAGACCAAGUCAAAUGCAGGGCUGCUGAGAAUGGGAUAUGGAUUAAACUGUUUUACCACAGUAUACACUCUCCACCGGUUCAAAUAGUGAACUGCAACAGCAAAUUAGCGAAUAAGACCUAGAUGGACACACCUGAUGACAGUGAAGGUUGUCAUCACUGUUGACCUUAUUCUCCUCUUCCUUCUCCUCGUCCUCUGCUCUCUGACAUGACGCUGCUGUGUGAUGCAGUGCCAUCAGACGCAAGCAGUCACCUCCUGCCUCCUGCACCCUGCUUAUACCAGGCCCUGGUAUCUGAUUGGCUACUUCUAUAUUUACCAACUUUAUUUUUGAGGAAGGUCCUGCUUUGAAUGUGUCGAGGAUUAAACCCACUGAGGUUUUAAUGCGUGCGUGCGUGUGUGUUCGUGCAUAUGUGCAUGUUUGUUUGUUAAAUAACGUCUGGCUAGUUAUCAGUUUAGUUUUUUUCUUUCACAUAAAAAGAGGAAAUGCUCGGUGAGGGUUAGAGUCGCGUAUCGAGUGUACGUGUCCCUGGUCAUACCAAUGAAAACAAUGCGUGUUUGCUGAUAAAAAGAGGACGUUGAAUCUGCAGUGUAACUGAAUAGCCGGCCUUUGUGGAAUGAUAGCCUAUGCAAACCACAAUAGGUUUCAAAGUUGACUUUUACUUCCCCACAUGUGUUUGGUAACCCUUUCACUCCAGAAAAAAUCCAUAGUUCCUUAUUAUCUGGGCAAACAGCCCCAUUCGAGACGUAAUCUCUUACCGACUAAUCAAAGCCGUGUCUUCAGCAAAUAGCCUGGCGAAUAGCGAGUCAACAUCAGGGACGAGUGAUUGCGCAAUAUUUGUCACGGAAGAGGCUGGCUUGGGAACUGUAAUAAGGGAACUGCUUGUUGUAAAGUAGACACUGUCUUUGAAACAAACCAACUUCAGGUGUAUCAUAUAUGAAAAGGUAUUUGCUGGAAAAUGCAAGCUCCAACCACCGUACCUGGGAGCAGCUUCACCACUGACAAGGCCAACGUAACCAAGUCCCAGGAACAGAUUCUUAUUCAGAGCUCCGGAGCGAUGGUAGCAGUCAUCGUAUUAGGCGUUAUCAUUAUUCUGGCAAUUCUGCUCAUCAUCCUAAAGACCUACAACAAGCACACCCACGUGUCUAGAAUGCUGGGCACCUCCAAAUCACGGCAGAAGCUGUCCUCGGCGUCCACAGCAGUUACCCAGCCGACCUACACGGCCGCGGGGAACCCAGAGAUCUCCUCCGUGUCGGGUAGCGUCGUCCACCGCUACGGCUCGACGCGCGAGAACGGCUUCCACGCCGCGGAGCUGAGCGACACGCAGCUCAACGACAUAGAGAUGUUCAGCACGCACAGCGGCUCCACCGUGGUCACGAUACACGACCCCAUGUCGCUGGAGAACACAUAGAAGGAGGUGCCAGGACAGUGACUUUGAAUCCGUUUUGGUGCAACAGAAGGAAGUCCAUGUAAAUAUACUCAAGGAUCCAUUGACCGAAUUUGUGUGUGUGUGUGUGUGUGUGUGUGUGUGUGUGUGUGUGUGUGUGUGUGUGUGUGUGUGUGUGUGUGUGUGUGUGUGUGUGUGUGUGUGUGUGUGUGUGUGUGGGUGCAUGUUCGAGCGCUACCUGUUUUCUCGUGAAACAUACUGUACAGGGGCCGACUGAAUACUGUGUGAAAAAUGAAGGCACCGAAUGAAAUGUCUUGUGUGAAGGAAUAUUUAUCAACUGAGCCGCUGACUAUGAUGGCACAGAUUAUGAGGCAGAGUCUAUUAAGGAACACAUUACAAAAAUACAAAACAACAUGGAAACAAAUACACAAAUCAUACAUACAUAAUAAAUAUACUGUACAUGAAGUCAGAUAAUUAAAGCAGAACUUUUUGGUUGAAGGAUUAAAAAUGAUAUUUUUAUAAGUUGAUAGAGACUGAAGUCAGUGUACGGAAAUAUGAAAGAACGUAAUAGUUCAACUGUCGUGUACCAAGGGGGAUUUAUUACACGCUUUCUUUCACAAAAAAGGUGACUUGGGUGUAUGUGUUGUGCAAUAUCAUCCUAGGUGUGUCCUGACAGGUUUCAUGUCCCAGGGUUAUUCUCGAGUCUAGCGUGACCCUAAAAUGGCAGAUGGAAGAAAUAUAUAAUGUUGGCAGAUGGUUAAUGGCCGUACCAUGCCUGUAUAUAUUAAACAUAUAUACAAAUCAA
Messenger RNA from Gadus macrocephalus (Pacific cod), 2933 nucleotides. It is a transcript of the gene ncmap, whose product is annotated as non-compact myelin associated protein. Gene Ontology annotation, biological process: regulation of myelination. Bases 1700 to 2152 code for a protein of 150 amino acids. The transcript is spliced from 5 exons. Gene Ontology annotation, molecular function: structural constituent of myelin sheath. The record is from RefSeq and is a predicted model, not a curated record. Gene Ontology annotation, cellular component: plasma membrane; paranode region of axon; Schmidt-Lanterman incisure. NCBI's taxonomy places the organism in Eukaryota, Metazoa, Chordata, Actinopteri, Gadiformes, Gadidae.